Molecule: messenger RNA, 633 nt
Organism: Acanthosepion pharaonis
Lineage: Eukaryota; Metazoa; Mollusca; Cephalopoda; Sepiida; Sepiidae
Source: the annotation of a GenBank genome assembly
AUGUUAACAAUACCAUAUCUGUCGACUUCUUUUAGUUCGCACCUCUUGUGUCAUUCCUUCUUUUAUCCGCUCACUAGUGUCACCCAGUUAUUCAAUGGCUAUCUCUUUUUCUUUCUUCUUUCUAUUGUCUUUUAUAUUCUCUUUUGUUUUUCUGUCCUUGUUUACCUUUUUUUCUUUCUUUUGUUGUUUUUGAUAAUCUUUCUUCGUUUAUUUUCUUAUUUUUUUAUUUUUUCUUUUCUUCUUUUUUUUGUCUUCAUUGCUUCUUUUUUUUCUUUUCUUUUUCUCUUCCUUUUUCCUGAUGUUUCUUAUUUUUUUUCUUUUUUUCUUUACUUUGUUCCUUCCUUUGUAUGUUACUUUCUUUUUUCCUGUUCCUUUUCUUUCGUUUUUAUUUUCUUUAUUCAUUUUUUUCUUUCUUUCCUUUUUUGCUUUUCAUUCUUUUUUUUUUCUUUUCGUUUCGUUUUUUUUUUCUCUUUUUUCUCUAUUUUUGUUUUUUUCGUUUUAUCUUUCUUUUCUUUUUUCAUUAUUUUUUCUUUUCUUCUUUCUUUUAUUUUUAUUAGUCAUAGAUACAGCAAAUUUACCUCCAUUGGCCGGCAAAUAGAGUUUUUCCAUUAUGACAGAUUGGGAUCGACCUAA